Messenger RNA from Rhipicephalus sanguineus (brown dog tick), 2873 nucleotides. RefSeq lists its product as uncharacterized. The coding region runs from base 1986 to 2723 and encodes 245 amino acids. The record is from RefSeq and is a predicted model, not a curated record. Lineage: Eukaryota; Metazoa; Arthropoda; Arachnida; Ixodida; Ixodidae. The transcript is spliced from 8 exons.
UUCUUAUGUGCGCGUGCGACUUAAAAACAAAUUCAUGCGUGUGCAUUCUUCCGAAAUCAAAUCGUCACGGCUGACGUGUGUGUCGUUUAGAGUUGUUGAACGUGCUACUGCUCCAAUUAACUGCUAAUAUGCGCGCUGAUGGCCCACUUUCAUCCACUAGCGAGCAAAGAAAACUUGAUCGAGCGCUUCCAUCCACUUGUUUCCUGCAUAGUUGUCACAAGUGCCGCGAAGUUGUGUUAUUUUUUGUGCCGCUGAAGAUUAUGACAGGUGCUGAGAAGCCGCACCGCAAGAGCCGAAUGUUGCCGGCAACCUGUGUAGUGCGUUCCGUGUCUGUGUCCUGUGGACAACACAUUCACUUCGCGAUCUGUUCCCGAAAACCUUUGGCUUAUUCGUACCGAUGUGACACUGUGCACUUUUGAUCGCGAUCGAGCCCUAUUCGGAUCGAAUGUCGCGUCCGCAACUUUUAAGCCAGAUCGCGAUCGACGGAGAAAGUCGAUCACGACCGAAAGUACACCGUGUGAUGAUUUCGUGCUAAUUCUGAAGUGAUUGCUGUGGGAAUAUGCGUACAUGCCCAUUAUGUGUGAUAUUCGUUGGUUUGUUUGUCUUUCAGGCGCACACAAAUAUUCAUUCAAAGAUUGACUAACGCUAGCGAUUUCAUUCGCCAAACGUGCGGCUUAUUGCGAGUGUGGACGCAGUUUCUCAGUGAUCUCAAUUGCAAUAAAAGCGAAGUUGGCAAACAGAUCGUUAAAAAAGUUUGUACUAAUGCUUCUACCAUCUGCAGUGGUAAUUAAUCGUUUCGAAGCAGUUUAAGAAGCAUAAAUAUGCAUUUAUAAAAAUGUGAAAAAUCCUGAUAUUACGUUUUGUAAUGAGCACUUCUUGACCGCUGUUUGCGAAGUGACACAUCGGGCAUCAAAACGCGAACCUCCCCAGUCCCUUUUGCAUUUUGGUCUGUUUUAGGAUUUAUGCUGACAAGGAUGCCUUAAAAUAUUUGUUGCUUAGUGUGUUACAAGGCAAAAGAAUAGUUCUUGAGGGCAUUUGCAUCUCGUAUGGGUAUGCUAUCAGUGAUAUCAUUGGGUGUAUGGCAACAGUCCUGUUUGCCUUGAGAGGUUAAUGCACCCUGGAGUUGCAACGGCAAAGCUUUCAAAAACAGCAAAUUAUUGCCAAGUAUGCGUAUCAAACAACGGUGCAAAGGGAGCUCUCUGCCGUGCUUUCUGUGCCAUCAAGUUCUCCAUACAUCAUUCGGCACUUGGCAUCUCAAGACUGCAUCCAACCUUCCUGCUUUUGUCCGGGGACAUGUCUCAUGAACAAUCCUUUGAAUUGUACUUAUUUCUGAACGCUGUGGAAAUGAGAAGGACGUCCAAACGACUGAGACGAAGUCGUGCAGUGUGCUAUGAUAUUGUGCCUCGAUUCAUGUCUGCCUUUCUCGUUGUUGCAAUGACUAAUACAUGUCCUUCCUCCUUAUUUUCUUUAAAGGGACACUGAAGGAAGAUAUUAACUUUGGUUAGCUUGAUUCUUUAGUGCGUUGGAGUACAUCACAUCAGCACUUUUUGUGCAACAAUAAACAAAUCUCUUGCGUCAAAGACAGCCACUGAAAGGUCCUUGUGCGACUGCUCAAUUUAAAUCGCCCGCGCCAAAUAGAGGACUUGACCUCACCACCUCGGCGGCUGAUUUCUGUAAGUCAGCGGAUGUCCGAGAGCUCCACGGCCGUAAUAUGUAGCAACAAAUCCGGCUUACUGCAUGUUUAUUCAUUGUCAAAAUUUCUGUAAUUCACUUCUCAUUGUAAGCCAUUCGGUAAUCAAAAUAGAUGAUCCGACAUUAUUUAUUGAGGUACCCACAGAGUGUAACAGAGAGCACCACUCCAAUUUGUAAGUUUCAUUGUUUCCUCGCUUACGAAUGCUCUGUUCUUGCCAGGAAUGGUGAAUUGGUUAUUACACAAGCCUAAUCAUUCAAUCUAGCUUAACUUAUUUCCCUUUAGUGUCCCUUUAAUGUCUGCUCCUGUGACCUUUAGUUUUAGUUUUUGUGCCUUCUCACCUAGUAACACUAGAUCUUCAACAAGUACGCUGUGCUCACUCAAGUGGUUUCCAGGCGGUAAUGUUGCCAUGUUAUUACAUUCACUGCACAUCAUGAAAAAUUUAGUUGGAGAAUUCUACGCGCAACUAGUACCUGUGCUGCCGGAAAUUACCAUAAAAACUGAACCGCCUGACUUCAAUGAAAACUGCGACUUGGUUUUUGAUACAAGUGAUCCACUGAAUAAUGGCAGUCACGAGGUGUACACGGUGAACACUGCUGCACUGCAAAAGGGAGCCAAGAAGGAUGAGGCGAAUCUCAAGCUGUGGUCUCCGCAUGGCCUGUUCCCGGAGUUCUCUUCGUACGUUCAACCCCUCCUGCAUGGAGCCACGAUGACAGCACGUAGGCACAAGGCUCUCUCGUGUGCUCUGCGUGAUGAAAUCAUCAAGUUCCUGAACAAAAACAAGCUGAUACAGAACACAAACACGUCAGUCAUGCGCUGGGAGUACUGUGCACUGGGCCGGUCCUUGGCUGCCCGGUACCCCAACUUGGUCUGGGACCAUCCAAAGCCCGGCACACAGAUGCCUGACAAACAAAAGAAUCCCUGGAGUCUCUUCAUGCGGCGCCUCACCGCGACCAGAAAGGCCCUGAAGUGGAGGGUAAUUAAAAAAAAGCUUCAGGAUUCGAACAGCACUCCUACCACUGCUGCUUCCUAGGCUGUUAAAAUGUUCCACACUGGCAUGUGUUCAAAGGCUUCAGCUAUCACACUGAUAGAUACGAGUAGCAUGUUAACAGGUUUGUGUAACUGUGUAACAAAGCUAACAGCGGCACAUUCUCAUUACUGUAAGUAAUAAAUAUAUUUCUGU